This is a messenger RNA of Rangifer tarandus platyrhynchus (Svalbard reindeer), 336 nucleotides long. NCBI's taxonomy places the organism in Eukaryota, Metazoa, Chordata, Mammalia, Artiodactyla, Cervidae. The record is from the annotation of a GenBank genome assembly.
AUGGACCAGGCCUGCAGCGCCUCGGCUUCCCCCUGGGCCCUAGCCGGGGCACAGGUGUGGCUCUGCAUCAUGGAACCCAUUUUUGGGGACAGAAUAACCCACCCCUUCAGAAGGACGUUCAUUAUAGGGUCCCCACCAUGUGCCCCAAGAGUCCUCUGUGAUUGUGUAUCUGUGAGCAGUGGGUGCGUGCACGGGACCCCCGGAGCAGAGGUGAGUAUAAGGAAGGUGCAGGGUGUUCCCUCUGGCAACCAGGGCCUGUCAGCCGUGGCUGCAGCUCUGUCCACGGGCAUUUCUGUGCGAGGAGAGGGAGGGAUGGCUGGGCCCUCCCGGGUCUGA